Messenger RNA from Durusdinium trenchii, 534 nucleotides. Lineage: Eukaryota; Dinophyceae; Suessiales; Symbiodiniaceae. The record is from the annotation of a GenBank genome assembly.
AUGAACCUCAUCGCCGACCUCAAUUCCGGAUGUGAGGGCUGGAUUGAUUGGAACCUGUGCUUGGACGAGGAGGGUGGCCCCAAUCACGUGGGGAACACCUGUGUGGCGCCGAUCAUUUGUGACACCCAGCGAGAUGAAGUCCUUUAUCAGCCCAGCUUUUGGCACUUGGGGCACUUCUCCAAGUACAUCAGGCCAGGUGCGCGGCGGCUGCUUUGCAGUAGCACCCGAGAUGCCCUCGAGGUGACCUCCUUUCUGAAUCCGGAUGGGCAAGUGGUUGUGGUGGUCUUGAACCAAAGCGAGGAGGAUCUGGGCUUUUGGUUGAAGGUGCGGCAUGCUGGGAGCACCAAAGCAGUGGAGCUCAUCUCGCACAGGCGGUCCAUCCAAACCUUGCUGGUGGAGGAUGAGAGGAACGACAGCCUUUUUGGUCGUGUGGGGCGAAUGCUCCCUUACCGACUCCAGGUUCAGGUGGCCCGCUUGGUGAGAAGCACCUCCGUUGUAAUAUCUGGGCAUCGAUUAUUUAGAAAUUGCAAUUGA